UCCGGUGCAUUUGGCAGCCGAGAGAUGUUCAACAAAUGGCAGGCCCAACGUUGGUGGGCCGAGAAUUCUGAAAAGGUAAUGGAACUGUACAAUGUCCAGAGGCUGAACCCAAACGCUUUCCCGCCUAGAUCUGAAGAUGGGUCCGAAUGCAGCCCGGUGACUCCCCCACUUGCCAGGGAGCGUCCAAUCGGGUAUUCGUCGUCGGAUUUGUCGGAUAUUCAGUCGACUCACUCAGGGACAGGGACAUCAGAGGCCAGCUCGUCCAGGGAUUUGGAGACUAAUCAAUGGGUCGAGGAAGAUCAGCCCGGAGUCUAUAUUACCAUUAUGUCCCUGCCCGAUGGCACAAGGGAAAUCAAGCGCGUCAGGUUCAGCUCGAAGAGCUUCGAUCAAAACCCCCUCCUUUUUGCUGAUACCUUUCGAAAUUCAGCUGCAAAAUUACACGAACAACUCCAAUCGCAUAGUGGUUCCGAUAGGGAUUUUCAUUGCCAACCUGAAUUUUUUGCCAUGAGUUUUCUUUUCGGAAAGAGGAAGACCCCCGCAGAGCUUCUGCGUGAAAAUAAGAGAAUGCUUGAUAAAUCCAUCCGUGAAAUAGAGAGGGAGAGGCAGGGUUUACAGACACAAGAAAAGAAACUUAUUGCAGAGAUAAAGAAAAGCGCGAAGCAAGGACAGAUGGGAGCUGUUAAGGUGAUGGCAAAAGAUCUUAUCAGAACACGACAUCAGAUUGAAAAGUUUUAUAAGCUGAAGUCUCAACUUCAAGGUGUAUCACUCAGAAUCCAGACAUUGAAAUCAACACAAGCAAUGGGGGAGGCCAUGAAAGGCGUCACCAAGGCAAUGGGGCAGAUGAAUAGGCAGAUGAACCUUCCAUCACUCCAGAAGAUAAUGCAAGAAUUCGAGAGACAGAAUGAGAAGAUGGAGCUGACGAGUGAGGUUAUGGCAGAUGCCAUUGAUGAUGCUUUGGAAGGAGACGAAGAAGAAGAAGAAACUGAAGAAUUGGUGAAUCAGGUUCUUGAUGAGAUAGGCAUUGACAUCAACUCUGAGCUUGUCAAUGCACCUUCUUCGGCUGUAGCUGCCCCAGCUUCAAAGAAUAAGGUUCCACAAGCUGAGAUAACGGGAAAUGAUGAUGGUGGAAUAGACAGUGACCUCCAAGCCAGCCUGUUUGGUUUGGUACAGCUUAAAUUUCUUCAAUAUAUGGAUUCUUUGUAUGCUUUAGUGUUGAAAUAUGCGGGGUUGAAGACUGGAUUGAGAAACUGGACUACAAUCUCGAACCUCUUCUGA
Striga asiatica is the source of this 1275-nucleotide messenger RNA. Lineage: Eukaryota; Viridiplantae; Streptophyta; Magnoliopsida; Lamiales; Orobanchaceae. The record is from the annotation of a GenBank genome assembly.